CUCACUCACUUCCAAUGGCGACAUUACUCUCAAGUUUUGUUCCUUUGCUGGUUCUUGUUUCGAUUUCCUCUAAUUUCCCAAUUUCGUUUUCCACCGAAGAAACUGUGAAGACGUACAUCUUUCGUGUAGAUUCUCAAUCGAAGCCGUCCAUUUUCCCCACUCACUAUCACUGGUACACUUCCGAGUUCGCCGAGCCAACUCGUAUCCUCCACACAUACGACACCGUCUUCCAUGGCUUCUCGGCGUCUUUAACAGAAGCACACGCCGCUUCCCUCAGUAACCACCCUUCUGUUCUCGCUGUUUUCGAAGAUCGCCGCCGAGAGCUUCACACAACACGCUCUCCUCAGUUCCUCGGCCUCCGGAACCAUUACGGGCUUUGGUCGGACUCCGAUUAUGGGUCCGAUGUUAUAAUCGGAGUCUUUGACACUGGGGUCUGGCCCGAACGACGAAGUUUCUCGGACACGAAUCUCGGACCGGUUCCUGCUCGCUGGAAGGGGGUUUGCCAAACCGGAGUCAGAUUCGUGGCUAAUAACUGUAACCGCAAACUAAUCGGUGCGAGAUUCUUCUCUAAAGGUCAUGAAGCGGCCACUGGACCGGGUGGUCCUAUCGCCGGAAUCAACCAAACGGUCGAGUUUAUGUCGCCGAGAGAUGCUGACGGUCACGGAACCCACACGGCUUCUACGGCCGCCGGGAGACAUGCAUUUCGAGCCAGUAUGGGAGGUUACGCCGCCGGAAUAGCGAAAGGUGUGGCGCCUAAAGCGAGACUGGCGGUUUACAAAGUCUGUUGGAAGAAUUCAGGUUGUUUCGAUUCCGACAUUUUAGCUGCUUUCGAUAGCGCCGUUAAUGACGGCGUCGACGUAAUUUCGGUUUCGAUCGGUGGGGGAGACGGAAUAUCCUCUCCGUAUUAUCUUGACCCGAUAGCAAUUGGAGCAUACGGUGCGGUUUCUCGAGGAAUAUUUGUUUCAUCCUCGGCUGGAAACGACGGACCUAACAUAAUGUCAGUUACCAACCUUGCUCCUUGGUUGGUCACCGUCGGAGCGGGAACAAUCGACCGGAAUUUCCCCGCUGAUGUCGUCCUAGGUGAUGGACGGAGGUUAAACGGCGUGUCGUUAUACUCCGGCGUGCAGUUAAAAGGAAAGAUGUAUCCCGUGGUUUAUCCUGGAAAAUCCGGUGACCUCUCAGCUUCUUUAUGCAUGGAGAAUUCUCUUGAUCCUAUCGUUGUUAAGGGAAAAAUCGUAAUCUGUGAUCGAGGAAGUAACCCAAGGGUGGCUAAAGGCAUGGCUGUGAAGGAAGCUGGUGGUGUCGGCAUGAUUCUUGCUAACGGUGCUUCAAAUGGUGAAGGCUUGGUCGGCGAUGCUCAUCUUUUGCUCGCCUGUGCUCUCGGAUCUGAUGAAGGGGAUGCGGUGAAGAAAUACGUUUCGUCGUCGUCGAAUCCAACAGCUACUAUAGAUGUUAAGGGUACUAUCAUCGGCAUCAAGCCUGCUCCGGUUGUGGCUUCUUUUUCUGCUAGAGGACCCAAUGGGUUAAACCCUGAAAUUCUUAAGCCGGAUCUGAUUGCUCCUGGGGUUAACAUUUUGGCUGCUUGGACUGAUGCCGUUGGCCCAACCGGGUUAGACUCUGAUCCAAGGAAGACGGAGUUUAACAUCCUGUCCGGAACUUCCAUGGCUUGCCCUCAUGUUAGUGGUGCAGCGGCUUUGCUUAAAUCCGCACACUCUGAUUGGAGCCCGGCUGCAAUUCGAUCCGCAAUGAUGACUACUGCAAGUAUAACCGAUAAUACAAAUCGGCCUAUGAUCGAUGAAGCAACUGGGAAGCCUACGUCUCCUUACGAUUUCGGUGCUGGACAUCUAAAUCUUGGUCGUGCAAUGGAUCCCGGACUUAUUUAUGACAUCACCAACAAUGAUUAUGAAAGCUUCUUGUGUGCUAUUGGUUAUAAUCCCAAGUUAGUUCAAGUUGUUACGCGGUCUCCGGUGGUUUGUCCAAUGAAGAAGCCAUUGCCUGAGAACCUUAACUACCCAUCAAUUGCAGCAUUGUUUCCAACCACAUCAAGGGGUCCAUCGAGCAAAACGUUCACUAGGACUGUGACUAAUGUGGGUCAGGCAAACUCCGUUUACGUCGCGAAGAUAGACUCACCUAGAGGAGUUACUGUGAUGGUGAAGCCGAUGAAGUUGGUGUUCACACCAGCGGUGAAGAAGAUAAGCUAUUUCGUGACCAUAACAGCAGAUAGCAAGCAUCUGGUGCUGGACGAUGCGGGAGCUGUUUUUGGGUCACUGACAUGGACAGAUGGGAACAAUAAGCAUGUGGUGAGGAGCCCCAUCGUAGUUACUCAACUCGAUCCGUUGUAAACUAGUGAAGCUCUGGGCUCGGGGUUUCGCUCGAUCAAUGUAGGUUUUGAUCGAAGUGGAAGAAUGGGGUCACUGAGUUUUUAAGGUAGCAUAAAUGUAGAACUUACUACUACGCAUAGUGAAAGCACUUUGUUCCCUUAUUGUUGUUUUCAAUGGCAAGGGUAGGAAGAGGAGGGUCCUUUAAUUUAAAAAACUGGAUUUGAGGGUGAUUUGGUGUGAGCUAAUUUCUCUUCAUUAUAUAUGUGUGACUUCAAGAAGUUUAUGUAAUACAGAAUAGUUUUAAGAGAAAAGAAAUCCCCGUCACUAUUCUGUUAUUUCAACAUACUUUUCUUUUUGUCUUGGUCUUGAUUUGAACAA
This is a messenger RNA of Hibiscus syriacus, 2699 nucleotides long. RefSeq names its product subtilisin-like protease SBT1.6. The transcript has a single exon. The record is from RefSeq and is a predicted model, not a curated record. Gene Ontology annotation, molecular function: serine-type endopeptidase activity. Lineage: Eukaryota; Viridiplantae; Streptophyta; Magnoliopsida; Malvales; Malvaceae. Bases 15 to 2342 code for a protein of 775 amino acids. Gene Ontology annotation, biological process: proteolysis.